GUUGUCAUGGCAAACAGACACUUGUUCCGGGAAAGGCCGUUUGUGAACGCGGUACGGAAUGCAGGCCAUUUCCCACUUUACAUGCCCAACAAUUCUACAUUCCUUGACCCGUGCCAUCCAUGUUGGGAGGCCAUCCAAUCGCGCAUACGACGAACGCCUUUGACGGAUGAAGAUAGCUUGGCAAGCCAUAUUAAGGAAGCCGCGGAGACGAUCACAGCUGCAGAAUGUAUUCGUUGGGUGAGCAAAGCCAAGUCGUAUAUCGAUCGCUGCUUAGCAAAAGAGCAAAUCCAGUAG
Messenger RNA from Zychaea mexicana, 294 nucleotides. RefSeq lists its product as uncharacterized. Gene Ontology annotation, molecular function: nucleic acid binding. The annotation marks the transcript as partial. NCBI's taxonomy places the organism in Eukaryota, Fungi, Mucoromycota, Mucoromycetes, Mucorales, Lichtheimiaceae. The transcript has a single exon. The record is from RefSeq and is a predicted model, not a curated record.